AUGUAUAACCAACGUAUACAUUGGGCUAAACCCUUCUUGAAGGAUACUUUCUUUGCUGGUAUGACCACAACCGGACGAAUUGAGUCUCGAAGGGCCGCCAAAGAAGAUGAAGACUUCAAGACUAUGAACUCGAGGCCGGUUCUUUCUUCAGUUCAUUCAAUCAAAGCAAAAGCAGGAAAAACUGCAGAAGAAAGCACAUAUCGAGUUGGGCAAUUGGAUGUUGAUAAAAGAUAUUGGUGCAUUGUUACCUUUCGUUCUUUGGAUCAAGUCAGCAUCACAUGUUCCUGUGCUAAGUAUGAGACAAACAUGAUUUUAUGCAAACAUAGCCUAUAUGUGAUGAAAAAGAAGCAUGUUAAAGAACUCCCGAGUCAAUAUAUUUUACCACGAUGGACCCUUAAUGCUAGGUACAAACUGGGUAGUGCUAGUAUUGGACUCGGAGAAAUGAAUAAUGAAAAUGGAGUUAGUGCAUACACACUAUGGUGUGUCCGUUCAAAUUUUACUAAACUAAUUGAACAAGCAAGAGACUCCCCUUCAGAGAUACAAAAAGUCAAUAUGCUAUUGAUAAGUCUUUUAGAUGAUCAAUCAAAUCGAAAGAAAUCUAUGUCUUUGGAGAAUGCAUCUCAAGGUUCUUGUAUGGGAGUUUCGCAAAUAGAUAUGAUGCCAUAA
Lactuca saligna is the source of this 666-nucleotide messenger RNA. Lineage: Eukaryota; Viridiplantae; Streptophyta; Magnoliopsida; Asterales; Asteraceae. The record is from the annotation of a GenBank genome assembly.